This is a messenger RNA of Eimeria mitis, 753 nucleotides long. Its product is annotated as peptidyl-prolyl cis-trans isomerase H, putative. Gene Ontology annotation, cellular component: intracellular membrane-bounded organelle. The transcript has 5 exons. Gene Ontology annotation, biological process: protein peptidyl-prolyl isomerization. Gene Ontology annotation, molecular function: peptidyl-prolyl cis-trans isomerase activity. Lineage: Eukaryota; Apicomplexa; Conoidasida; Eucoccidiorida; Eimeriidae. The record is from RefSeq and is a predicted model, not a curated record. Bases 1 to 753 code for a protein of 250 amino acids.
AUGAGGGAGUAUAAGAUGAACUCUGUUCCGGUUGGUUAUAAGAAUUGUCGUUUUCAUAGAGUCCUUAAGGGAUUCAUGGUUCAUGGAGGAGACUUUGUGAAGGGCGACGGCACCGGGAGCCUGAGUAUCUACGGCAGCAGCUUUCCUUUAGAGUCCCCGCAGCUGCAGCAGCAGCAGCAGCAGCAGCAGCAGCAGCAGGAGACAGUUCAGGGUUUGAGCGGAGCAGCAGCAGCAGCAGCAGCAGAAAAAGCAAUUGCUGCUGGUUGUGUUCCUCACUUUCGUGCUGGUCUUCUCUGCAUGGCAAAUGCUGCUGCUGCAACACCCAAGCAGCAGCAGCAGCAGAGCAGCAGCAGCAGCAGCAGCAGCAGCAGCAGCAGCAACGGCUGCCAGUUCUUUAUAACCUGCGGGCCCUGUCUUUGGCUUGACGGCCGCAACGAUGUCUUCGGCCACGUCAUAGGCAGAGACUCAUACCAAGUGCUGCGUAAGAUUGAGCACGUUUCUACAGACGCCCAGGGAAAGCCGCGCGUUGAUAUUACCAUCACCGAGUGCGCAGCAGCAGAUGCAGCAACCGCGGAUGUAGCAGCAGCAGCAGCCGCUCGUGCUGCUGCUGCAUUGACUGCACCAGAAGCUAUACUGCUGCAGCAGAAGCAACAGCAGCUGCAGCAGCAGCAGCAGCAGCAGCCGCUGCAGCAGCAGCAGUUGCUGCAGCAGCAGCAGCAGCAGUGUUGGCCAAUUGCUGUUUUUGUCUUUUAA